GCGGCGCAUGUGCAGGUGCAGCCUGCUUUUUCACGUCAUGAUUUCCCCGAGUAGCGGCAAAACUUGCUGGUUCGCACCACAGCCGUUUUAUCGCAAGCACACGACGGAAUUAAGACGGAUCUCAUUCUCCGAUAUCGCGACCACCUGUAUCAUAUACUUCUUCUAGCUUCAGUUGCUCAGACUCGCUGCUGUUGCUACCCGGCGAUGCCAUAACUUACCCCCUCAUUCGUUAACUCCGAGCCUCAUCUCCCACGAAUAUUUCCCAACAUAUCACUUUCCAUACCCUCGCCAUUCGAAUCAAAUACCAUGGAUCCCUAUCAGCCUCAAUCCCCCGUCGAUGCGGAACUACCGCCAUCAAAGCCUGGGCGACAAACUGGGAACGCGACAAUCUAUCAGACCACCGGGCCAGAUGCACACACUGACCCUAUCUUCUCACCCGUAACCGGAGGCCCGGCGUUGAAUCCACGGUCGUGUGUGACAUGUCGCCGUCGCAAAGUACGAUGCGACAAACAGAUGCCGUGCUCCAACUGUCGCAGAGCGUUAAUUCCGUGUAUCUUUCCGGCUCCUGGACGCGCGCCGCGACAGCAGAAACCAAAGGAUCCUAAUGCGCCUCCAAAGAGUUCCUCACAGCGCGAAGCCGAGCUUGUUAAGCGGUUACGGAAGUUGGAAGGCAUUGUCGAAGAGUUGAGCGGCCAAAUCGAUGUCGAUGGCUUUGAGAAGAAUGAAGCGCCGGACUUGCAACGGGCUGCGACGUUCCCCAACGCUGGCCAUCCUGGAUCUGCAGGAGAUAAUGUGAAACUAUCAGGCCUAGGCGAUGUUGAAAAUCCUCUCGGAGUAAAUGAAGUCGCUCCUACCACUACCAGUCUCCAGCGCAAUAGUCGUCCUGGCAGAAUGGUCCUCUCAGACCAACGCGGCGCUGGUCGCUACGUUAGCAGUGGCUUCUGGUCCAAGAUGAACGACGAGAUUAAUGCUAUCCGAGCCGAAUCAUAUAGCCUAACUGACGACGACGACGAAGCCUCAGAUUGGGAGGAGUCUACGACUGGCACACCUGGUACGGGGCUAGUCUCGGUUACUGACCAUCAUGGUUUCAUCCUUGGCUAUCGAUCGUUAGACGUUGAUCUAGCGAAGUGUCACCCAGUACCGGCGCAUGCUACGUACCUCUGGUCCGUCUUCCAAGAAAACGUGGAGCCGCUCCUGAAGAUCGUUCACAUGCCAACAAUGGAGAACAUAUUGCGCGAUGCUAGGAGGAGCGCAGAUAAGCUCAGUCCUGGGAAUGAGGCACUUGUAUUUGCAAUUUACUUCAGUGCCAUCACUGCUCUCGAAGCAGACGAGAUUGAAACGAAUUUGGGCGUUGACAAAGAAGAACUUCUCGCCCAAUACCGCUUUGCUACGGAGCAAGCUCUGGCAAAGGCGAAUUAUCUUACUACAUCAGACUUUGCAAUCGUCCAAGCCCUGACCUUAUUCUUGAUUGUGGUCAGACGACACGACGACAGCCGAUUUUGCUGGACAUUAACAAGUUUGGCUGUUAGAAUUGCUCAAGGAAUGGGAAUCCAUCGCGACGGAACAGAAUUUGGCCUGUCGCCUUUCGACACUGAGAUGCGCCGACGAGUUUGGUGGGCGAUCAUGGCACUCGACUUACGCUCGGCCGAAGAGCAUGGAACAGACUUGGCUAUUAAUGACAAGUCUUUUGAUGCGCAUAUGCCAUCCAAUAUUAACGACGCCGACCUCAGUAUUGAAAUCCAAGAGCUACCUCCUAAUAGAGACGGCUGGACUGACAGCUCAGUGGCGCGGGUAAGACAUGAAAUUUGCUUCAUGGCGAGAAAAAUUCAUAUUACAUCAUCAGCUCUAGCCUCUGGGAGCCAUAAAACAGACCUUCCAACUCUCUAUGCGAAAGAACAAAUGUUGGUCGAUAUUUAUGAAAUGGUUAACGAGAAGUUCCUGCUACCCGCCAAAAACGAGGAUGAUUCUCUGGUAUGGGUUACGGCACGGAUUGUCCGCAUAAUUAUGGCGAAGAACGCUCUUAUUAUUUAUCAUCCAUUGUUGUUCCCGGGUGCUGAACAACAGCUAUCCUCUGAUAUACGACAACGACUUUUCAUCUCUGCUAUUGAGGUGCUCGAGUGCAGUUAUCUCCUAAUUUCUGAUCCUCGCAGCAAACAGUAUCGAUGGCUAUUCAAGACUUAUUCUUCAUUACAUGCUCUUGCUUAUACUCUUAUUGAGAUUUGCAGACGCCCCUGGACCCCUCUAGUCGAGCGUGGAUGGUUAGCCGCUGAAGAAUUUGAACCGAACCCGCUUCAUUACACCACCAAAGUUGACCAAGCAGCAGUGUUUUUGCCUCUGAAACGGUUGUUCACGAGAGCACGGAAACAUCGUCAGGCGGAGCUGAAGCGCCUGCAAGGUGAUCUGGAAGAAGCUCGCAGGCUGGACUUUGCGGAGCGUAUGAAUCCUGCGCAAGUCAGAUUUGGCCCUAUUCCUGGAACAGAAGACAGAAUGGAUCAAAUCCGUGAUGACUGGAGAAGGCUGAUGCGACCAUCGGAGGGAACCCCAGCUCCAUUCCCAUCAUCCAGAGGAACCCCAGCGGCAACCUCAGAGGCAAUGGGAUCGUCCGACGAUGGAGUAUUUACACGGACACCAGCAGAUUCGCUCUCGACAAGUGACAGACCGGCCAUGCCUAUGGGGACUGCAAUGGAAUAUGUUGGCGAGCUUCUGACACAACCUAAUAUUGUUGUAUCCGACUUUUGGCAAUUCUCCGAGGUUGAAGGAAUGGACCCCAAGGCAGUAACCAGCGCGCAAAACCUACAAAUGACGGCACAGGCAGAUCAGAUGAAUCCCGCCAUGCUGUCAUUGUCUGGGAAAGACGAUGCUGCUAUGUUGUGGCCAGAUAACUUUGGCACGAUGGACGUGAAAUUCGACGAUAUUAUGGCUGAUGAUACUGAAAUGCUAGGGGAAGGAUUCAACUGGCAGGAUUGGGGCCACACCAUUCGUGGUAUGGAAAUACAGAGUAUGCCGAUUCUAGGUGGAGAACCGAACCCGAAUCAACAACAGCCAUGGGCUCAAUAGAGACGAAAUAGACUAUAACGACUAUGAUGAUGACGACGCCGUUCUAUGGCUGUACUAGUACGUAGCCUUUGCUGUUUUGGUCUGAGCUUCCCGCCCACACUAGUGUUAGACUAUUAUUAGGAUAUCCCGCUUAAGUUUAAUGUGUACCAUAAAUGAUGUACCUUUGUCA
Messenger RNA from [Torrubiella] hemipterigena, 3226 nucleotides. NCBI's taxonomy places the organism in Eukaryota, Fungi, Ascomycota, Sordariomycetes, Hypocreales, Clavicipitaceae. The record is from the annotation of a GenBank genome assembly.